GAGCAACACCGACACACUGCGCUGGAACUGUGCUGUGGGAGAGCAGCAUGUUGUAGUAUGCAGGUGCUUGUUUCAGUGUGCCUUUGCUUAAACAGGACCAGCUGUGUGAUUCCACCAAACAAAAGGGGACUACUAAGUGCUGGAAUAUUUCAAAACAGAUUAAGAAGUAGCCGCUCCUGGAUCACUCUGGAUUUAUUCUGGAUAUAAAGUCAGUGAUUUCAGAUCAGUGUGAUGUUUUGUCUUCAUGAAGAUAUUUUUUACUAGACUUUGCUUUGCCAUUGUUGACUUGUGACUCUGUGUGUUUCUCAUGGACUUAACAAAUCGUCACAGCCGAGCUGUCUGAGCUGGGGAUUCUGAGUGAGUACGGAACAAGCUCCCUACCUUUGGGGUAAAUACGCAAAGGGCAGGGGAUAAAGAAAGGAGGGGGAGGAGAGGAAGAAGCUUACGGGCUUGUCUCAUGUCUCUAGGGAGGACUGCAUUCACCCCAGUGUUUCUGCUGAAGAAUGCUAAGGGGAAGCGUUUAAAUGCUUGCAACCACAUGCUGCCCUGAAAGCAAAGACAUGAAAGACCUCUCAAUGUCCCUGGCAGCAUAAGCAUUUUGGUCAAAGACACUUUAAAGGAAUGCCUCUGUUUCCUUUUGCUUUGGUCCGACCAACCAUUCAUUCUGGAUCCUGCGUUAAGGGAAUUUCCUCGGGCGUUCAUCUGCUGUAUAAUUUGUUCCCAGCACAAUACCUUCCAUUCCUGUAGGGAUGCACAACAUCACCUUACAGAUGAACAGUACGACACCACAAUGGGGCAGCUUCCAAUCCAUCGCCUGGAACAUUUCAAACAAUUCGGACCAGGCUAAUCAAGGGUGCCCCAAGAACGAUGGAUUCAAGUAUCCUCUCUACAGUGCAGUGUUCAGUGUUGUCUUUGUGGUGGGACUCAUCAUGAAUGUAAUAGCCAUGUACAUUUUUUCCUGCACGCUUAAAGUCCGUAAUGAAACCACCACCUACAUGAUGAACCUAGUGGUGUCAGACCUGCUGUUUGUUCUCACGCUGCCGUUGCGUGUCUUUUAUUUCAUCCAACAGGACUGGCCGUUUGGUGAUGUGCUGUGCAAGCUGUCAGUCUCCAUGUUCUACACAAAUAUGUAUGGAAGCAUCCUUUUCCUCACAUGCAUCAGCGUGGACCGGUUCCUGGCCAUCGUUUACCCUCUCCGUUCACGGGAACUUCGGACCAAGCGCAAUGCUAAGAUAGUAUGCGUAGCAGUUUGGGUACUGGUGCUAUCGGGUAGUCUGCCAACAGGCUUCUUGCUGCACUCUACCCCUCGCCAAGCCAACUCCACUGCCCAGUUCUGCUUUGAGAACUUCUCCUCGAAGCAGUGGAAGUCUCACCUAUCUAGGGUGGUAAUUUUCAUAGAGACUGUGGGUUUUCUUAUACCGCUGCUCCUUAACGUUGCCUGCUCUGCAAUGGUUCUUCAGACUCUAAGGAGGCCACAGGCAGUCGCUCGAGGUGGGAAGCUUAACAAGACGAAGAUCUUGCGUAUGAUAAUGGUGCACCUUUUCAUCUUCUGCUUUUGUUUCAUUCCUUAUAACGUCAACCUCGUGUUUUACUCACUGGUGCGCACCAAGAUUUUGGAAGGCUGUGCAGCUGAAACUGUGGUCAGGACAAUUUAUCCGAUUGCCCUGUGCAUAGCUGUAACCAACUGUUGCUUUGAUCCUAUCGUGUACUAUUUUACCUCAGAAACUAUUCAAAACUCCAUAAGGAGGAAGUCACAAAUGGGCGAAAAAAACAGCAUGAAGUACUCUGAAGCAGUGCACUCAGAGACAAGCUCCAGUCUUAAUUUCAGCCUGAGGACCCUCACAAACAAAAUGUUCUUCAGUCCAUUGCAAGAGUCCAUGGCAUGAAGGGAUUUCAUGAUUCUUCUGGAUUAUAGUUGGAUAUUUGAUACACAUAGCAGCUCAGUUAAUGGCUAGAUGAAAUUGUCUCUACAGUAUUCAGGAAAAUGUGUAACUGUGUGUUUUAACAUUAUCGGACCAGUAAGUCGACUCUGUCCCUCUGACUGGUGCUUUUACAAUGCUGCAUGAUGUCAGUACAAUAAGUGUGUAAAUAAUAUUCAUUUAAAAUAAAGUAUUUAACUUCAGGAAGAGCUUUGUUAUUUUUUUUUUCCAGAUACAGGGAUUACAGUGGACUGUGAAUACUAAAGAGCAGGAUUACUUAACAAACAGACCUUUUUGCACUUAAAUUGAAUGUUUUAUAAACAAUAUAGCAUUUUGCCAGUACCAUGUAACAGUAUUUAAAAUGUAUAUUCAGUACAUGCAAAUGAUACCUGAAAUGGAUACAAUUAGCAGAACAGUUUUUAUGAGUUUUCUUAUUAAUGCAAUGGGAUUUAAAUGAUUUUUUAAUAGAAAAAAUGACUGAAACUUAAUAUCCUAUGUGUUAAUUCAUGAAGAGUCUCUGUUUUUUUUUUUUUUUUUUUUUGCACUUACAGUGUUAUUAUGCAUUGGCAUUAGCCCACAUUUUUGUUAUGCACUGUU
Molecule: messenger RNA, 2516 nt
Organism: Clarias gariepinus (North African catfish)
Lineage: Eukaryota; Metazoa; Chordata; Actinopteri; Siluriformes; Clariidae
Gene: lpar6a
Product: lysophosphatidic acid receptor 6a
Exons: 1
Coding region: 750-1886 (378 amino acids)
Biological process (GO): positive regulation of Rho protein signal transduction; phospholipase C-activating G protein-coupled receptor signaling pathway
Cellular component (GO): membrane
Molecular function (GO): lysophosphatidic acid receptor activity
Source: RefSeq, a predicted model, not a curated record